Molecule: messenger RNA, 3039 nt
Organism: Astyanax mexicanus (Mexican tetra)
Lineage: Eukaryota; Metazoa; Chordata; Actinopteri; Characiformes; Acestrorhamphidae
Gene: spata1
Product: spermatogenesis associated 1
Exons: 12
Coding region: 837-2300 (487 amino acids)
Source: RefSeq, a predicted model, not a curated record
CUAUUUAUAGUCUAAAAGCCUGGGUAACUGAGGCUACUGUGAAGCAUCUCAAAUUCAUCUGGACACACCACCCAGUUUCAGCCUUGAUUAGUGAAUGUUUGAUUAUGUGCUCCACAAAAAUGGACUUUUACUCUUACUCUUAUUCUAAGCUUCCAAUUGUGUUUGCAGUGGUGCCACGAGAAUGAGACUAACUGGUAACUUGGCUGCUGCAUUUUAAAGACAAGUGUUUCUAGGUGACCAAAAAGUGCAAAAUGAUACAGUGCAAAAUGCAAAAUGAUACAGUGCAAAAUGAUACCUUUGAGUAACAAAUGGAAUUGUAAAUCUGUGGACAAAAAAUCUGUGGAAAAAAAACUUUCUGGGAAGAAACCAUUGCUUUAAAAUUGCUAAUCUAAAUUAUUUUAAAAUAUUCCAAAAGAUAACAAAAUGCAUUAUACACAGUAGUAUUUUUAUGAAAUAUACCCUGUUUUUAUCCAAAUGAAGUAACUAUUGUCUGAUAAUGUAUUAGUAACAUUUUGUUUUGGCAUCUAGUGGCAUUCCACAGGGUUCUAUUCGUGGGCCUAUGCGACUCAUGUUAAUUAUGAUAGUAGACUAGGCUAAGUUUAGUACGUGAAGUGUAGGCUUUUAUACAGGGUCGCUAAGGGGUUAACAUUCCUGAGGUAAUAGACUGAGGUACCCUUAGCAGGCUGUUUGAGUAUACAAGAUUGUUACUUAGCAUUCGCCCCACUCCCACUCCAACCCGGCUUUUACUACUGCAGCUCAGAGACACUUCUGCAGCCAGACUAAGCUCAGGAAUACAUCUUUAAGAUAGAAGCAUUCAGUAAGUAAAGUGUUCCACAAUGAGCUGUUAUAUGGGAGAGCGGUCCAGAAGUUCAGAGUGCGUGGAGCUGCAUGUGUUUUUUGUGCCAGAUGAACAGUGGAACUCGAGACUGAAUAAAGUGUCAGUGGAAGCCAUAGACAGCUUUAUAUCAGCAGGCUUCAUCAGGGUGUAUCCAGACAUAAGUCUCAAAACUGUCAGAGAUGAACUUGGAGCAUUGCUUGGACUGGACAGGAUCACUGAUAAAUAUUGCUUUUUAAAAUGUGUUGGAAGAAGCCUAGCACUGGUAAAAGCCAAACAGGAGAAAGACUUGAAAGUGAAAUCUUUUGCUCCACCCUAUUCUCCAUACCCAGAGCUCUAUCUGCUGCCAGUUGAUGAACAUGGUAGUAGCCUUUGCUCCAGUUCACUAAGCCCAGACACAGUCAUUUACAACGCAGACACUCAGAGUGGCUACCCUCCUAGACCAGUUUUUGCACCUGUCCAGACAAAAGAGCCUAUUAAAUUUCCAUUAAUCAAACAAGGGCCUCAGUCGUCUGUCCUAGACCAAAGUCUGGAAGAUGAGGGCAGCUUCAGCUCGCUGGAGGAGAGGGAGGAGGUCUCUGUGGGAUGUGAAGAUCCAAUAUGGACUGAUGUUCAUAAUAUAAGCAGAAGUGUCCAAGAGGAAUUUGGGACAAAGCAACAUGAUGAGAUGCUUCCAAUGAAUCAAAACCCAACAAACAUGGAAAAAAAUCAGAAAAAGACACGUCACAAAAUAAACUUUGCCAGAGAUUCAGGAGUACCAGAAUCUCUUGAAGAUCCAGAUACCGGGAUUUUCCUCUCACAAGAAAGAAAAUCCAAACUGUGUCAGACACUAAAGCCAACAGUAAAGAAGCCAAAUGAUGAGGGAAAUGUGGGCAGAGCAGAACCUGGAGUUCCUGUUAUGUGUGAUGCAACUCCGAAUGUUCCUUACUUGAAGUCUCAGACAGCUUUGACCAACAGGAAUGAGCUGCUAAAAGAACUCGCACUAGUCAAAGAGGAAAGAAAGCAGCUAGAAAAAACAAGGCAAGAGCUUUUAAGAAAAGGCAAAGAGCUACUGGCACUGAAUAGACACAGAAGGAACCAAGCACGGGACAAGUGGAAGAGAAAGUAUUUUGACACCAAAAAGGCCACAGCACCACUGGAAGAAGCUCUGAAAAGUCUAAGGCAGGAACUGGAGACAUUUUAUGACAAGCUGUUUCAACAACUACAAGCACGAGACGGCAGAAACAGACAAAGACGAACUGGGAAUCCAUCAAGCACAAAGAACAAUCUUAUUAUCCAGAUUAUGACAGAGAGUUGGGAAAUUGACAAUCUAAAGAAAAAUUUGGACGAUGCCAAAAUGAAACUUGUUACAGAAACUAAGCUGAAAAAGCAGGCGGCCACAGAGCUUCGAGCACUGAAAGCAGAACUGAUGCAGAAGAAGUCUCAGUGCUCCAUCACUGGGCAACUUUUAGGCAAUAAUGACUGACUGGUUUACACAUUACCACAUUCACACCUCCCUAAGCCUUUAUCUGACUACAGUGCAUUUUUGUUUUUUAUUAUUCCUUUGGCUAACUAAAGGCCUUAUGUACAAUAUGGUACACAUUUAUCCAAAUGUAAAUGUCUGUACUGUAAUGUGUAUACUGUGCACCACUGUGUAUAACUCCAGAUAGCAAAAGACCAGUAGAGUCAGUAGGACCUAUACAUAAGUUUCUUUCUUUGAUUUAAGGGGUUUUAUAUAAAAAUGAAUGGUGUGUUGACAAAGAGCAACUACAUGUGAUAAUGGAACAAUCUUGCAAUCUAGAACUCAUACAGUGCAGAGCAAGUAAGCAGCCCAUGAGCACAUCUUUUUAUAUUUAAAGAUUUUGUAAUGUAAUUUCCUUUCAACAAUAUAUAUAUUGUGGACCAUUUUUUUAUUUAGUUUUUUUAUUUAGUUAUUUUUAGUUAGUCUAGUUCAUGUGAAAUUCCACGCGGAUAAAAAUAUAAAUGUUUCUCACUGAUGUCUAAUCAAGUUUAAUGUACUUUAAUCCCAAAGUUAUAAUAAGAUCCCUUAUAUACCAUGUAAAGAUCAUUGCUGUCAAGUACAAUUAUGAUGAAAGUACCAACAGAAAUGCUCCAAAUAUACCUGAAAAUAUCUUAAAAUACCUUCUCCUGCAAACUUUUGGAUAUAAAAAUGUCAUGUAUAUUUUGAUUCUACAGAACAACUAAAAAUAAAUGAAUGUGUAGAA